GGUGGGCGGGCCAGACCGGAAGCAGGAGCUGAUGGUGUGGAUGUGGGAAAAGGGGCGGCGGAUGGCGCAGAAAGUAGCGUACAAUGGAAAGGCAAGUUAUCUUUGUACACCUGCAAUGCACACCCGGAAAAUAUGAUUUGUUAAUAUUGUUAAUGUUCGAUAAAUCAUAACUAAACUAUGAUUACAUUAAGCACCGUACUUCAGGUGGAGGAAGUGGAGUGGGAACCUGGAUCUACCACCAAACUAGUCACCUGUGGAACCAAGCACGUCCGAUUUUGGAAACUCCGCGGCAACGUUCUCCAGAGUACCUCGGGAGUGUUCGGCAGCGAAGGAAUUUCGGACCAGGUGAGCGUUACCCACAUGGCCGACGGGCGCGUGGUGACUGGCUCCGACUGCGGCCAUCUCUACGUGUGGGCCAACGCCAAGCUGGAAUCGGUCGUAAAAGACGUUCAUCCGGUGAGUUUACUAGGCGUAGGAAAUAGGAGACCUUAAAUUAUCUAAAAAAUAACUGAUUGAUCAUCCUAUGUCAAUAAAUUAUGGUUGGGAUCUAUUUUUUUUUUUCUACUUUUUCUCAGUGACACACGUGAUGCGUAUCAGGAUCUAAGACGAUGAUAAAGAAUUGUAAAUUA
Molecule: messenger RNA, 629 nt
Organism: Penaeus monodon (black tiger shrimp)
Lineage: Eukaryota; Metazoa; Arthropoda; Malacostraca; Decapoda; Penaeidae
Product: echinoderm microtubule-associated protein-like 2
Exons: 2
Coding region: 178-492 (104 amino acids)
Molecular function (GO): protein binding
Source: RefSeq, a predicted model, not a curated record